Fusarium coffeatum is the source of this 768-nucleotide messenger RNA. RefSeq lists its product as uncharacterized. Gene Ontology annotation, cellular component: cytoplasm. The transcript has 3 exons. Bases 1 to 768 code for a protein of 255 amino acids. The record is from RefSeq and is a predicted model, not a curated record. NCBI's taxonomy places the organism in Eukaryota, Fungi, Ascomycota, Sordariomycetes, Hypocreales, Nectriaceae. Gene Ontology annotation, biological process: tetrahydrobiopterin biosynthetic process; tetrahydrofolate biosynthetic process. Gene Ontology annotation, molecular function: zinc ion binding; GTP binding; GTP cyclohydrolase I activity.
AUGGCUAGUCCCAAAAACGAUAGCGUCCUCUCUAAGAAACGGCCGCCCCCCAAUGAUACUACUGUCGCCUCCCCAGUCAGUAAUAAUUUAACGCAUGAUGGGCGCAAAAGACAGAAGAAACACAAUCUCAGCAACCUCAGGGUUACUGCUGAUAGUAGAGUUUUAAGUGCCCCCGAUCAGUACAAGAAGCCGCCCGGCCCAGUGAUCGAUUCUGGAGAUCCUUUAACCAAAAUUAGAACUCGCCAAGCAGACAGUCAAGAACAGGCCGCCCUACGCCUAGAAAAGAUGCAAGGUGCGGUGCGAACUUUGCUAGAGUGCAUCGGCGAGGAUCCUGGUCGUGACGGCCUGCUGGAUACACCUUCGCGUUGUGCCAAGGCAUUGAUGUUCCUAACCAAGGGUUACCAUGCCAAUGUGGAAGAUAUCGUGAAUAAUGCCCUGUUCCAUGAAGGCCAUAACGAGAUGAUGCACAUCGGUUACAUCCCCUCCAAUACCGUUAUUGGCCUCUCAAAGCUUCCUCGAGUCGCCGAAAUAUUCUCUCGUCGCUUGCAGAUCCAAGAGCGCCUGACGAAGGAGGUCGCCCGUGCCAUUAUGGACAUCCUCAAGCCUCAAGGUGUUGCCGUCGUCAUGGAGUCUAGCCAUCUGUGCAUGGUGAUGCGUGGCGUUGAGAAGACCAGUGCCACAACUCUGACAAGCUGUAUGCUGGGAUGUUUCGAGCAGAAGAGUAAGACGCGAAAUGAGUUCAUGCAUCAUGUCGGAAUGAAUCGAUAA